Molecule: messenger RNA, 2716 nt
Organism: Cygnus olor (mute swan)
Lineage: Eukaryota; Metazoa; Chordata; Aves; Anseriformes; Anatidae
Product: C-type lectin domain family 2 member E-like
Exons: 5
Coding region: 2078-2701 (207 amino acids)
Source: RefSeq, a predicted model, not a curated record
GGGUUUGACUUCUUUAGCCUUAUCAGUCAACAGAGGAUUGUGUCUGAAGGCGUUCCUACUGCAACAGCUCUAGGCAGGCUGAGCGCUGCCCCUCCCUCACUGUUACAUGGCGCUGCUCAAGGAACAGGGUGACAUGAGCUACCAGGCGCAGAGAGGCUGUAUUUAGGGUAAGUAAGUCCACAUCUGAGCAGCAAAAUUUGGGGCCAGCUGAGCAAGCAACGCUCAGCUAGGGGCUGAAAUGGGGAGGGAAGGAACGGCCAGUCAGGGCAGGUUUCCAUCUUCUUUCUUUUUUUCCUUUAAGAUUUUUUUUGUUCCUUUGCCCUCUCCCGUUUUUCCACCCUCGUUGUCUCUUUCUCGCCUUUCUUUUUGCGUUUGUGCUGUUUUUUUUUCUCAUUCUCCUCUCAUUCUCUCUCUUUUUUAAUGCCAAAACGGCACACCCAGUGAGCUUGCAUGCCACUCAUGUAUUUCUGUGAGAAUGGCCAAAAAAAAACCCCACAUUGCCCAAAUUGUUCCUUUUCAGCUGGCUUCGUUGAAGCUUCUGCUACCAGAUGUUUAGAACUCCUAGGUGUUUUUUUUUUAAGCUGUUUUUAAACAUUUCCAUCUGUUUUUGCUGUUUUUUUUUUCUUUCUGUUUGUUACUUUGGGAGGGCUUUCCCAGUUAUAUAGCUAAAGCAGCUGGCUGCUUUCUUUGUGCUUUUUCUGGGAGGGAAUGGAAAGAAGAAUAAAGGUGAAAUGAAGCAAAAAAUAAUAAUAAUAAACAGUAGUAUUAAUAAUCUGGGGGGAGCUGAAGUAAAAAAGCAGACUUGGGGGGAGAGGGAUAAAACCUGGGUACAAGCUCAGGCUGCUUUGAGUCUACAGGGUGCAAAACCCACCAACGUAUGUGUUUUUUUCAAGGGAAUUUUGGUUAAUUUUACAGUUCUAACAAAAUGGAAGCCUAACCAAAAGAAGAUGAGAAGCUCUUCUCUUGAAAUGGAGAAACAAAAGCAUGCAGCUAUCGGUUUCCUUAUUUGUCUCAGAAGCUGACAUUUUUGGUUUUCAAAGCAGUGCUCAGUUGGGUUUGGGUGGUUUUAGGUCACGCCAGCCAACUUUGAAGCUGAGCCACGCUUUGUCCUAUGGAGUUUGGGGUGCCUGCAGCCCACCCUUAUUACCACUUUUUAUUCCCCCCUGCCAAACUGAAUCCUAAAACUUCUUCCAAGACUCUAUUUCCCAGCACGACCCCCAGCACUUAAUGUUCCUCCUGCAAUUUUUCCCUGCCUGCUGCUGUAUGCACACGAAACCAAACCCUUUCUCCUUAAGAGCUUACUCCUCCUACAUGUUUGGUUUUACAAUAAAUCCAUCAUCCAGGUGGGGCAGAGUCCUUCCUUGUUUAUUUUCCAACAACAGUGCCAAAGAUCUGUGGCGCAAGAGCUGCUCUGUUUGAACAGCAGCCAGCAUGCCCUUUACUCAGAAAACAUUGCAGGGGGAACUGAGAUAAGGGACGGCUGCAAACCAAGAAUGUCAGCAAGACCAGCUGCUGGCUUAUUUCCUCCUCUGUUUUUUUUUAAAUUCAGCUUCCUGCUUGCUUGCUGGGCUGAAGCCACUUGGGGAGGGCGUCAUGUCACAGACAGCUCAACUCCCUUUGAGCUUUGAGUGCUGAUAGGCAGUAUUUUUCUUUUAAUUUCUUUUAGUAUUUAAAGUCAGUUUAAACUUCUGUCUUUCUCUUUUCUCUUUCUCCUUUUCUUUCUCUUUUUUUCCUUCUCUUUCUUUCUUCAUCUUUUUCUUUUCUUUCUCUUUCUCUUUCUCCCUUUCUUUCUCCCUUUCUUUCUGCCUUUCUUUCUGCCUUUCUUCCUCCCUUUCUUUCUCCCUUUCUCCCAUCGUUUCGCCCUUUCUCCAUUCCCCUGCAGCAGACCACGAGCCCUCUCCCCACCCACGUUUUCCCCACGUCCGCUCCAGAUCCCCACAACUCUUCAUACCCGGGGCUUUCCCGGCCCCCCCAACACUCAACUCUCUCCUUGCUAUUGCAGUGUGCUGAGGCAGUUGCUGCCAGAGCACUGAUUACGUGGAUGUGAUUAGUGAGACACGACAUUUACUUGCCAGCCAUGGGGAAAGGAGCCCAAGAAAAAACACACCCCGACCAAGAAGUGCUGAGCCCUCCAAGAGAUGAGGAAAAACAAUACAAAUGGGACUCCAGCCCCCAUGGGAUGCAAAGGAAAUGUUGUCAUGUACAAAGGCUUCUCACUCCACUGUGUGUGGUGCUGAGUCUCCUUGUCUUCGGUCUGCUGGCGGCCUUGAUUGUUGUGCCACUGCAGUCUCACUCACCACAUCCUCAAUUCUCCCACGUGUGCCCAGCCACGUGGAUCGGCUUCCAAGCCAAGUGCUACUAUUUCUCAGAGAAUGAAGCCAACUGGAAGACCAGCUUGGAAAAUUGCAAGGCCUUGGAAGCCUCCCUGACCUCCAUAGACAGCAAGGAGGAACUGGAUUUCAUCAUGCGCUACAAGGGCGAAGCAAACCACUGGUUCGGGCUGCACGAUGAUGGUGACAGCCAGUGGAGGUGGACCAAUGGCACAGCCUUCAACACCUGGUUUGCAGUGCGGGGAGGUGGCCCUUGUGCGUACCUAAACCAGGAGAAGAUCAGCUCAGGCCUCUGCCACACGGAGAAAUACUGGAUCUGCAGCAGACCCAACAACUACGUCCUCUGGAGGCAAAAGAUUUACCCCGAAUAAAAGAUUCCAUAAACA